CCCAAACUUUACACCUUCCUCACCCAAACCCCAAAUCAGGAAGAAAUGAAGGAAAUUCCCAAAACCAUUAUCAUCUCCUUCUUCCUCUGCCAUUUAUGUUGCUUUCAGUUCUUCAAAGCAAAUUCUCAAUCCACCGAUUCUUGCAACUCCAAACUUGCUCUCAAAUCCCAACUCCUGUUUGAUCCCACUUCUUUCAAUUGUCUUCCCGUCUGGAAUUCUCAUGGCUUCAUCCUCAGAUAUAGGAAAACAGAUUCAAGAGAGUGGAGUUUCUUGCUAUCAGCUCCAAACAUGAAUGCAUACAUUGGAAUGGGGUUUUCAUCAGAUGGGAGGAUGGUGGGGUCCAGUGCCAUAGUGGGGUGGGUGGGUUCCGGUGGGACACCAACCAUGAAGAGGUAUUUUCUUGGUGGGCAGUCUCCUUCUCUAGUGCAGCCUGAUCAGGGUAACCUUCAAUUAGUCAACCGGAGCUCAUCCAUCGUCGCCGAGAAUUCAAGAAUCUACAUGGCUUUCCGGCUAAACACCGACCAGCCGUCGAACCGGUUGAUCUACUCCCUCGGACCCACCGGACAGUUGCCGUCCUCCGCCACUUUCCGCCUCACACAACAUCAAGACCAAAUUUCUACUUCCUUGGAUUAUACCACAGGUCAAAGUCAGACAAAGACAUUGUACGGGAAGCUAAAGAGGACCCAUGGGUUGUUGAACUUGUUCGGAUGGGGAAUAGCGGUGCCUAUUGGGAUAAUAGCGGCUCGCUACUUCAGGGAAUGGGAUCCAAUCUGGUUUUACUCCCACAUCGCAAUCCAGACAGUGGGAUUCAUCUUAGGAUUCGCAGGUGUCAUUUGCGGUUUUGUGCUCGAAAACCGUCUUGGGAUUAAUGUUCACACCCACAAAAGCCUUGGCAUCUUUAUUCUCGUACUCGGUUGCUUGCAGGUGAUUGCAUUUUUGGCAAGACCUAAAAAGGAAGCCAAAGUGAGGAAGUACUGGAAUUGGUACCAUCACAACGUUGGAAGGAUUUUGGUGAUUUUGGCGAUCGCAAAUAUAUUUUAUGGAAUACACUUAGCUGAUGCAGGAAGUAGUUGGAAUGCUGGUUUUGCUGUUGCCAUUGUUGUCUUGUUCAUUACCGCAUCUGUCCUUGAGAUUAGGAAAUGGAAGUCACGAGACUAAUUUAUAUGCCUUAUUCUUUUUGUUUUUCUUAGUAUUCUCUUGGUUUCAAAUUGUUUUGGCCCUUUUUUAUUGACGUGAAGAUGGUUGAUUUUCGUGCUUAAUUUUCCAUUAUACCAUUACUUCGUAUUAUAUAAAUACUUCGUAUAUGUUAGAUCCGGAUACGUCGUACAU
Messenger RNA from Cuscuta epithymum, 1329 nucleotides. The record is from the annotation of a GenBank genome assembly. NCBI's taxonomy places the organism in Eukaryota, Viridiplantae, Streptophyta, Magnoliopsida, Solanales, Convolvulaceae.